AUGUAUGUAUUCCUUCCAACAGUGACCGCCUAUGCCAAAAAUAUAUAUAUUGCUUGGAUGUACUCCGACUGCUAUGCCGCUGAGGAACCUCAGGGUAUACACAAUAUGACUACUAUUAUGACGAAUAUAUUUGUGUUUUUGGAUACCACGUGGCCGUACUAUUUUGUCGCGGAUUAUGUUAAUUUCGUACUUCAACGACUCAAUAUAAAUCCCUAUGCCAGUACCGUCGCAUUGCUUUCCGCUGCGGAUGCUACAAUAAUGGUAAACACCACAAAUUAUAUGUCAGAGGUCUACGAGAAUUGGAAUAUCACCACACACUCAUGGUAUAAACCCGGUUUCAGCCUACCUCAAAUCCUUAAUACUGCCGCCGAACUAGCACAAAAUAUAAUGAACGUUGAACGCAAUACUUCCUCAUUGGGUGGGCAAUCGCUGAUCGCGCUGCUUAUCCCCAGUCCGUUGGCUUACGUGCCCGACUGGGAUAUGAACUAUGCGUUAAACUUCCUGCAGAAACUCAACUACUCCGUGCCGGAUUUACAUUUUCUAUACUAUGGCGGGGGUGCGCUUAUACGUUUCAAGGAUCUGGUACCCAACCCCCAUGCGGAUAUCUUUCCACUCGGUGAGGAAUAUGGUGUAUGGACGGCGGGUACACCGGUUGUACAACGCAUACGCGAAAUACCACGUCGUUUGGUUAAUCCACGUUGUGGCGCCGAUAUGUACGGCAACUCGGCAGGUCCCAAUGAAAUGGUACAAUAUGUGCGCGCUGGUGGCAUCAAUUUCUACCGCAUAAUGCCGAAUUACUUCUUCGGUUCGACGAGUUUGCGUUAUCUACGCAUCUCUGUUUCCGGCUUCGAUGGCGCGGAUCAGCCGGAACAGGGUUGUGGUCAGACAGCUGCUACCAAUGGUUACUCGCUGGACUUGAGUGAACUCUGUGUGGGUUACACACAAAUCGAGGACUGUCCACCACUGUAUGUCUCCGUGCAGGCUCAACAAUUCAUCAACAGCAAUGAGUUGUCCUGCACCAAUCCGGCCUGCGAGUUGCCCAAUGCGGCGCAAUUUCUUAUUUAUGUCAAUUAUUUAAUGUCGCUGCUGGCAAUAAUACCUGUGGUUAUUGAGAAAAUGCAAUCAGCUGAUGAAACUUAA
This is a messenger RNA of Zeugodacus cucurbitae (melon fly), 1140 nucleotides long. RefSeq lists its product as uncharacterized. The transcript has 7 exons. Bases 1 to 1140 code for a protein of 379 amino acids. The record is from RefSeq and is a predicted model, not a curated record. Lineage: Eukaryota; Metazoa; Arthropoda; Insecta; Diptera; Tephritidae.